AUCUCAUCUGUUUUUUCGUUAUUUCUUUUUUCGGGUUAAGCCAUGCCGUCAGUUCCCUCGUCGAAAGAGACUCCCGUCAAGGGCCCCGUCUGCCCCCACGCUGCCAAACUGCUCAACCACACCAAUGGAGAAGCCAAACUCCGGGAGGGUUCGUUCCCACAGAACGGGGUUGACAAGCUGCCCGCAGUGGACGCCGAGGAGGCCAACGGAGCCCUUCAGCUGAACACACAGAAUGCUGCUGCUGAGAGGAAAUGGAUCCGGCCCGACCUGCCCAGCCGCUGCAAAUGGAGCCUGGGAGCCUCAAAAGCAGAGUCCCCUCAUACACAAGUUCCAAGGGGGGUUAAUCCAACCAUUCUUCCAAACAUCCUGCACAGGAUUGGUGAGACUCCCAUGGUGCGCAUCAACAAGAUCCCCAAAGCGUUUGGACUCCGUUGUGAAAUAUUGGCCAAGUGUGAGUACUUCAACGCUGGCGGCAGUGUCAAGGACAGGAUCAGUCUACGGAUGGUGGAGGAUGCUGAGAGAGCCGGCCUCCUCAAGCCUGGAGACACCAUUAUAGAGCCCACCUCUGGAAACACUGGUAUCGGAUUGGCGCUGGCUGCAGCUGUGAAAGGCUACCGCUGCAUCAUCGUCAUGCCUGAGAAAAUGAGCAUGGAGAAGGUGGAUGUCUUGAGAGCUCUUGGAGCAGAGAUCGUCCGUACACCCACCAGCGCUCGCUUCGAUUCGCCAGAGUCUCAUGUGGGCGUCGCCUGGCGCCUGAAGAACGAGAUCCCCAACUCGCACAUCCUGGACCAGUACCGUAACCCGAGCAAUCCCCUGGCUCACUACGACACCACAGCCGAAGAGAUCCUGGAGCAGUGCGACGGUAAAGUGGACAUGCUGGUGGCAGGAGCAGGCACAGGAGGAACCAUCACAGGCAUCGCCCGCAAACUAAAGGAAAGAUGCCCCAACAUCAAAAUUGUCGGUGUCGACCCAGAGGGCUCAAUCCUCGCUGAGCCGGAGGAAAUGAACAAGACUGAUAAAACCCAGUAUGAGGUGGAGGGCAUCGGGUACGACUUCAUCCCCACUGUGCUCGACAGAUCAGUAGUUGAUAGCUGGUACAAGUCCAACGACGAGGAGUCCUUCAACAUGUCUCGUAUGCUGAUCAGAGAUGAGGGUCUGCUGUGCGGAGGCAGCUCUGGGACGGCCAUGGCUGCAGCAGUAAAUGUCGCCAAAGAACUGAAGGAGGGUCAGCGCUGUGUCGUCAUCCUGCCAGAUUCCAUCCGCAACUACAUGUCCAAGUUCCUGAGUGACAAGUGGAUGGUCCAGAAAGGCUUCCUGAGGGAGGAGGACCUCAUGGUGAAAAAACCAUGGUGGUGGAACCUGAAGCUUCAAGGCUUGAACAUGUCCGCCCCCCUCACCGUCCUGCCAACUGUCACCUGUCAGAAGACGAUCAAAAUCCUCAAAGAGAACGGCUUCGACCAGGCGCCCGUGGUGGAUGAAGCUGGGUUAAUCCUGGGCAUGGUGACCUUAGGGAAUAUGUUGGCCUCUAUUCUGGCUGGGAAGAUCAGGCUGUCAGACCCAGUCAGCAAAGUGCUCUACAAGCAGUUCAAACAGAUCCGUCUGACUGAUAACUUUGGAAAGUUGUCCCGCAUCCUGGAAACCGAUCACUUUGCCCUGGUGGUACACGAACAGAUCCAAUGCCUGGAAAACUGUCAAAUGCUGGCGCCACCCAGUGACCUAACAGACGGCUCUCCCAGUCUGAAGCAGAUGGUCUUCGGGGUGGUCACAGCUGUCGACCUGCUCAACUUCGUCACAGGCGUGGAGAGGAGAGAGCGCUCCCUUUCAGAGUCCACCGAUGAGCUGUGCUAAAACACAGUUAUACACCUGACACUUUUUACACUAACAAAACAAACACAAUGGCAAGUUAAGCAAAAGUAUAUUAAAGAUGGCAAAAAAUAAUCUUGCGAAGUUCUGGUUUAGGUUAGCUCUUUUUUCCCACUUAAAAAAAUGUAUAAAUACAUUUUUUUUUUAUGUUUAAACCUGAGUCUUAAGGUACAAUCAAGUGAUGGAGCUUGUUAAGCCAGCCAGUCAAGUUGUGAUAUUGUUUUAAGCAGUUGAUUAUUACUUAAUAUAUCUGCUUGUAGUGCACAAAGCAAAUCUUUUUUAAGUUUGUAACUCCUAGAAAGUGUUUGUUUUAUAUUAUCUUAAAUAUUGAGGCCUUUGUUUUGCUUUUUUUAUUUGUCUGAUAACUUCAUGAUUGUUCCGCUGUGGCCUCGUGUGUCAGUAAUUAGAAAUAAGACAUAAUUUAGUCUCAAUCAUCUUGUUAAUCAAGAAUAAACAGGUGGAUGUUUGCUGUAUAUAAGUAAGUGCUGCUUUUUCAUCUCUGUGUGUCUUUAUGUAUGCACACAAAGAGAAAUACAUGUGGAGUAUAAUAUUUUUUCUUUCAUGCCAUCAUGUGGCGUUCUCUCCCUCUGCUGUUUCAGUGCCAGAGUUUGACUGUAAAAUGUCCUUCACUAUUUAAUCGUAGCUGUGUCUGGAAGAAACGUUUUGUAUUGCAUAAUUUUUCUUUAAUUAAUGUAUGAUUAUAAUAAAGUUUAAAGAAAUCCUGCA
This is a messenger RNA of Scomber scombrus (Atlantic mackerel), 2589 nucleotides long. It is a transcript of the gene cbsa, whose product is annotated as cystathionine beta-synthase a. Lineage: Eukaryota; Metazoa; Chordata; Actinopteri; Scombriformes; Scombridae. The transcript is spliced from 15 exons. The record is from RefSeq and is a predicted model, not a curated record. Gene Ontology annotation, molecular function: cystathionine beta-synthase activity; cysteine synthase activity. Gene Ontology annotation, cellular component: cytoplasm. Bases 43 to 1848 code for a protein of 601 amino acids.